CCUCCCCGGGGCGGUGCCGGUGCGGGCGGCGGCGGCGGCGACGGCGCGGGGCCAUGGUGAAGAUCGGCGUCCAGCAGCCGCCGGCGGGGCUCAAGCCGGAGAAGGAGAAGAAGUCGUCGGGGGGCGAUGGGGCGCCGGGCGCCGUGCUGCUGCCCCCGGGCGCCGAGGAGCUGGCUCCUGUGGUGCAGGGCCGGAGGUCAUCGCUCAGUGGGGUGUGCUACCUGACCAUGGGUCUCCUCGUAUUGCUUCUGGGCUUGGUCUUUGCAUCGAUGUAUGUGUAUAGAUACUUCUUCAUCACCCAGCUGCCCCGCGAGAGCGUAUUCCACUGCGGUGUACUUUACGAAGACUCGCUGUAUUCACCAUUCAAAGGGCAGCUGGAGUUGCACGAAGAUGUUAAGAUUUACAUUGAGGAGAACUACGAGCAAAUCAAUGUCCCAGUGCCCCAGUUUGGAGGGAGUGACCCUGCAGAUAUCAUCCACGAUUUCCAGCGAGGUCUGACAGCUUAUCAUGACAUAACGCUGGAUAAGUGCUACGUCAUCGAGCUGAACACCACUAUCGUGAUGCCUCCUCGCAACCUGUGGGAGCUGCUGGUUAAUGUAAAGAAAGGGACGUACCUGCCUCAGACGUACAUAAUCCAGGAGGAGAUGAUCGCAACCGAGCAUGUCAGUGACAUGGAGCAGCUCGGCUCCUUCAUCUACCGCCUCUGCAGUGGCAAGGAGACCUACAGGCUGAAGCGGAGGAGUGCGAGAAGACGUAUCAGUCGACGCGACACUGGAAACUGUCAUCAUAUCCGUCACUUUGAAAACACUUUUGUGGUCGAAACUGUUAUCUGCAAAAAGCCAUGAAGCCAUUCUCCAGAUGUAACCUUCCUUGGCUUUGCUUGCACACACAUGCUCUCAGCCCUCUCUUUAAACAUGGUAAUCUGUCUUACUUUUUUUUUUACUCCCUCCCCUGCUUGUGCAGCAUUAACCUCUUGGGUCCAUUGUAGCCUCACAGUGGAUUCUCUUCUCUCCCUGCUACCUAACUGAGACAUUUGCUGGGCUUAAAUUUACACAGUGGUCAAAGAUAACCUGUGAGUAGAUGCAGCUUAUUCCACACCACAGGACAGGAAUAUCUUUUGGGAGCAGGUUUGGAGCAGAAGGGAUGGCUGAGAAAUAGGUGUGCUGGAAAUAGGUGCUCUUUACCUGGCUGAACGAUUUCAGGCUGGUAUAGCGCUUUGAGGCUGCCUUGGCACUGGGGCAGAAGGUGUAUGUACAAGAGAAGUGUUACCAUUUUGAUGCUGAUGUAAUGACCAGAAAUAUAUAACCAGAUGCACUUAGGAAAAGAAUAGGUCUAAGGCUACAGACAGGGUGAUUCAGAAAGCUCAGCAGAGGGAGGGUUUCUGCCUAAACCAUGCUGUGGUGGUCCCAGCUUGCUGUGUGCUGUCCCCCUGAAGACCAGAUUUCCAGACAUUGAAAGCUACCACUAUGUGUUGUUUUUAUGACUGGCUCCUAGGCUCACUCCUCACCAUGUCUCCUGCUGAACGCAGCACAGCUCAGCAUGACCCACUGAGCAAUGCAGGCUAUCCUAAGGGGUGUUCAGGGUGGGUAGGAGGCCAGGGCAAGGGGCAAUGAGGUGGGAAUGACACAAAUGACACAGCAUGUCACUGCUACCUGGCCACAAAGCAGAGGGUGAAGUGCAAGACUCUGUAGCCUUGUCUCUAACACACAGUUGCAUCUGCUGUGGAUCCUGGGCAGAUCUGCGGUCACUUUGCCUGAGUAGAUAGAGGUGAAUCUUUGAUGCAAGGUGCCAGAGCUCCACUGAUGUCCCAUCUAUAGGCAGUGGCUGCAAGUAGAGCCAUGUGGUUUACUCCAGCCCUGUGUUUGUCCUGGCCAGCUCUGCUUGCCUGUAAAGAUGAGUUAUGUUCACAUGGGUCUGUCUUCCUUUAGGUUGGAUAUUAGAAAAAGGUGCUUCACCCAGAGGGUGGUGGAGCACUGGAACAGGCUCUCCAGGGAGGUAGUCACGGCACCAAGCCUGAUGCUGCUCAAGAAGCUCUUGGACAACACCCUCAGAGAUAUGGUGUGAAUUUGGGGUUGUCCUGUGCAGGGACAGGAGUUGGACUUGAUGAUCCUUGUGGGUCCCUUCCAACUCAGGGCAUUCUAGGAUUCCUGAGUUGUCAAGAUCCCAUCUGUGUGCAGAUGAGGUGCCAUGCCUACAUAGAAAGUGAUGUCAGCAGCAGAACUGGUAGUUACUGGCAAGUGCAGAAGCAGAAUUUAAAAAUUUUUUUUUUUAACAGAGUGUGUAUUCUUGAAUAACCUCCCUGAUGAAAGCUGUCUUGGUAGUAAUUACUGUAGCCCAGCCGUGUAUCACAUCAUCUGCAGGCACUAUUGUAGUACAGAUAUUGAUACAAGGCAAGAUUCAGCUGAUCAAUAUACUGCAGAGAAAUUGUGUGAACAAAACUGCAUUUCUAUUGAUCAUGAGACAGAAGAAUUACAGGGUAAUUGAAUAUUCUUCCUUCCAUUUCAUAAAUAUAGUUAAAACUAAUUAGAUUCUUGAAAUGCAGGCAGUUUUUGGCUUGAAAGAAUGCGGUGAGCUUUAACUUGGCACAUUCUUCUUAACUGGUUUCCAGCAAAUCUGGACUUGUUCACCAUCUGUGUUGAAAUGAGUUUGUUGUUUUAGAAGAUGAAGCAUAAAGUAAAUGCAAGUACAAUCAUUAACUGAGCAGAAACAAAAAAUGUAUUUUAGAAUAAAACUUUCAAGUAAUAAUACUGUUAGCUAAUUAUGUGAAAACAAAACAGGAUCUCAAAAUGGUCAUGUAAGGCAAUAGGAAUUAGUAUGUCCUUAGAGGCUGAGAAUUUAUUUUUUUGUGUAAACAUAGUCAACUAAACAUUAAAUUUUAACGGGUAGAGGAGGACACUUUGGUUUCAUUCUGCUUAAGCUUGUUGUAAAAUGAAGAAUUACGUGCACUUCACGCAGGUUGGUAAGGAAAGUUUCCCACUGCCAGAGGAGUAUUCGCUUUUCUAGUGUUGUGUUUUUCCAGUGAUAACUUGCAAUUAGCCCUUACCUUUCAUUGUGGAGUGGAUGACAAGAAGGGUCAGAGAAUGGGUUCGCUUAAUGGAAGUACCGCAAACUGGUGAAUUUAAGCCCUGCGUUUCUCUUCGUUUCUAGGAACCUAAGCCUGCACUCAGGUGAGGAUACAGACCUUUCCCCUCUUCCUUCUGAUUCUGCAUGAAUUAACUGGUCAUUGAAUAUGCUAACUCUGUGCAAUCCUGCAGCUGUAAGGACAAACCUUGGUUCUUUAAGGUGAACUAACAUGGUCGUUGUUUCUUAGGUUGAGAAUGCAGUUGUCUAGAAAGAAAACAUAAGAUGCUUUGUAUAUUUUGUCUGGUAGGACUCUUACUUCUUACGAAAAAAUCGAUGGGAUAAUAAAAUCUUUUAACUCUGA
Messenger RNA from Phalacrocorax carbo (great cormorant), 3424 nucleotides. NCBI's taxonomy places the organism in Eukaryota, Metazoa, Chordata, Aves, Suliformes, Phalacrocoracidae. The record is from RefSeq and is a predicted model, not a curated record.